This is a messenger RNA of Erythranthe guttata (spotted monkey flower), 3738 nucleotides long. The record is from RefSeq and is a predicted model, not a curated record. NCBI's taxonomy places the organism in Eukaryota, Viridiplantae, Streptophyta, Magnoliopsida, Lamiales, Phrymaceae.
AUGACUGAGUUUGUGCAUGAUUACUAUUGCCGUCGCUUGGGUUUCGUUGCUGGUUUGUCUAAUUGUGCGGGGAAGAUCUGGAUUUUUUGGGAUCACAAUUUUCGAGUCGAGUUGCUUAGGGAUGAGGUACAAUUAUUGCAUGUCAGAUGCAUAUCUGGUUUAUUUGGUGCUCCUUUUGUAUUUACUGCGGUCUAUGCUAGAUGCUCUCGUUCCGAGCGCCGUGUUUUGUGGAAUUCGUUCCGCGACAUUUUUGAGACGAUUGGUGACACUCCUUGGAUUUGUGGGGGUGACUUCAACUCAAUCUUACUUGAGUCAGAACGGAAUAGAUCGGUUUCGGAUAGAAGACUAGAUAUGGCUGAGUUUGGUGCUAUGGUUUCGGAUUGUGAACUUUCGGAUGCCGGGUUCUCUGGGGCUAGUUCUUGCUAUACUUGGGAGAGCCCUUCAGGUCUUUUGGAGCGUUUGGACAGGAUUCUAUAUAACUCUGCUUGGCUAGAUUUAUUGCCUAUUACGCAGGUUACCCACCUCUCACGGACCUGGUCGGAUCAUGCUCCUCUUUUGGUUUCAUCGGCUGCUUCUUCGUCUAGGCCUCCUGCUUCAUUCCGGUUUCAGCAUAUGUGGAUCCGCCACGCUACGUUUCGUCAGAUUGUGGAACAGGUUUGGGAUUUUCCGUGUGCUCAGACGGGGAUGCAUCGAUUACAUACGAAGUUGAGACGAUUGAAACAGAAGCUUCAGUGGUGGAAUUGGAAUGUUUUCGGGGACGUGUUCAAGAAUAAAGAGAGGGCCGAGGCAGCUGUUCUAGAGGCCGAGCACAUAUAUGACUUGGAUCGAUCCCCCGAGAAUCGUGCAAAUUUGAAAAAGGCCACUGCUGAACUUACUCUCAUGCUCAAUAUUGAGGAGGACUUUUGGAAGCAGAAGGCAGCUUGUAGAUGGGCGACUGAUGGAGAGAGAAACUCUAAGUUUUUCCACUCGUUAGUCAAGAAAAAGCGAUGUGUCAAUCGAAUCCACUCUAUCUCUCAUGGUUAUUUGGUUCUCACAUCAGCUCAGGAGAUCAAGGAUUCGGGCGUUGAUUUCUUUAGCAAGCUUCUUACCGAUGAUAUGCCUAGUUUGCUUCCGUGUGAUGUUUGUGAAGCGGUUUGGGAUUUCUUCGAGGGUGGAUCUAUGCCUGCGAGCUUCACCGCUACCACCUUGGUUCUUAUUCCAAAGGGGGACUUUCCGACGGCUUGGACAGAUUUCCGCCCGAUUAGCUUGUGCAACGUGACCAAUAAAAUUAUCACCAAGCUGGAUAUGGCAAAGGCUUAUGAUAGGGUUCAGUGGAGGUUCUUAUUUCGUGUACUCGAGCUGAUGGGUUUCUCGGCGAACUUGGUUGAUAUUAUUCGGCGAUGUGUUUCGUCGUGCCAGUUCUCUUUACUAAUCAACGAGGAGCUGACGGGGUAUUUCACUUCGUCUCGUGGUCUAAGGCAGGGAGAUCCGCUCUCGCCGACUCUUUUUGUACUUGCGGCUGAGUAUUUUUCGAGAGGUCUUGAUGCACUAUACAGCCGUUGCCCAAGCAUGUUUUAUUCUACAAGGGGAGGCAUUCCUAUAUCCCAUUUGGCCUAUGCGGAUGAUGUGAUGAUAUUUACCUCGUGCCAUAAUUUUGGACUGAAGAAGCUGCGGGAUUUUCUCGAUCAUUACUGUCGGACUUCGGGUCAGUUGAUUAGUGUGCACAAGAGCACUUUCACAGUUGAUAGGGCAUGUUCUGAUGGUCAUCUUCGCACUAUUUCUCGGAUUCUCAGUUAUCCGAGAAAGGAUCUUCCUAUCAUUUAUCUUGGAGCACCACUAUACAAAGGGAGGGACCGGGGCAGUUUGUUUCACACUUUGCUUGAUCGCAUGCAAGCCAGGAUUUCGGGAUGGGCUCGGACCGCUUUGGCUUUCGGGGGUCGUCUUGCCUUGAUCCGGAGUACGCUUUCGACUAUGGCUUUGCAUCUUGUUCAGGUUAUUCAACCUCCGCAGUACAUUAUUCAGCAGAUUGAGCAGUGCAUGGCCCGAUUUCUCUGGGGAUCUUAUGGUAAUCAGCGCCGGCCUCAUUGGGUUGCUUGGGAGACGAUUUGUCGGCCAGUUGGUGAGGGUGGCUUGGGGUUGAGGCGUUUGACGGAUGUGAUUGACGCCUUCACUUACAAGCUCUGGUUCCGAUUCCGUGCUCAGGAUUCUCUUUGGGCCCGUUUUCUCCGAAACAAGUAUUGUCGGAAUCAGUUCCCAGGUUCAUCCGUUGUGUCUUCACUCUAUAGCACGGUGUGGAAGCGCAUGUGCCGUGUCCGAGAGCGUGUUCAAGCUCAAAUAUUUUGGCGGAUUGGUCCAGGUCAUGUUUAUUUCUGGCACGACCACUGGUUUGGCGAUGGUCCCCUUUCGGGCAUUAUUGAUGGUGGUCGGCUAACGUCAGUUCGUGUGGAGUAUUAUUUGGUUAACGGUCAGUGGGAUCGAAACAAGCUAGCUGAGGAUAUUCCUUUUGAGUGGAUCGAUAGGAUUUGCUCGGUCCCAAUCUCUGGUGCUUCGUGUGAUUUGCCCAUUUGGAGAGCUUCUUCGGAUGGCAAGUUUUCCUUGACCUCGGCUUGGGCCUUGAUACGACAGCAGCAUACCCCUACCCCUCUUCUUCGUAUAUUUUGGGGAUCUUGUCUUACUCCUACAAUUUCUAUCUUUCUUUGGCGUCUCCUUCUUCAGCGUCUUCCAGUGGAUACCAAACUUCAGUCUCGAGGCACCUCUCUUGCCUCGAGGUGCUAUUGUUGUCCAGAUCCAUCUAUUCCUGUGUCGAGUCUUGUAUCUCAGUCUGUCGAGUCUCCUUCUGUUGAGUCGAUUGAUCAUAUCUUCGUGGAGAGCCCGACGGCUAAGAGGGUAUGGCAUCAUUUUUUCUAUCUUUUUGGCUAUACACCUGCACACACUACGCACAUACCCCAGAUUUUACUUUAUUGGCAGCACUUCACUUCACACACACUCACACACCACACACACAUCACGACCAUUGUGCCUUGCUUGAUCUUGUGGUACUUAUGGAUUGCAAGAAAUGACAGCAAGCACAAGGAUAUCACGGUUCGCGCUUCUUCCAUCAUUUACAGGGUCAUCCAGCACAUCAGGAUUCUUCACCAAACCAACUUACUUUCGGCGGACAGCUGGACUGGCAUUCCCCACGUGGCUGAGUCUCUUGGCCUAUAUUACCGAGUCAGAACACCAACUCUCACACCUCAUCGAGUUGUUUGGCUUCCACCGGAUCCGGGUUGGGUGAAGCUAAACACAGACGGAGCACGUAGAGCAUCCACCCAGAUUGCAGCUAUUGGCGGGAUUAUCAGAGGUUCGGACGCUGAGGCCAUAGUUGCAUUUCACGAGAGGAUCUCUGCCCCGAGCAGUAUUGCGGCCGAGCUUGCUGCCCUUGCAUCGGGGCUGCGAUUUGUUAUUCAGAGGCAAUUCACUAGAGUUUGGAUCGAGCUUGACGCAGAAGUCGUUGUUCGACUUCUUUCGCACACGGACCAAGGUCAUUGGAGUCUUCAGAGUUCUCUCACGGCGAUCCGGAACUCUCUUUCUACUUUGGAGUACAAGAUUACACAUAUCUACCGGGAGGGCAAUAAAGUAGCUGAUGCAUUAGCUAACUUGGGGUGUCAGACCGAGUUGGCUCGUACCUUCACAACAGCGGAACUUCCCCGACCUAUUCAGCAGAUGAUUCGGAUGGACCAGCUUGGAUAUCCAUCCUUUCGACGACAGUCUCGCACAUAG